Messenger RNA from Penicillium macrosclerotiorum, 1125 nucleotides. RefSeq names its product RING finger protein. NCBI's taxonomy places the organism in Eukaryota, Fungi, Ascomycota, Eurotiomycetes, Eurotiales, Aspergillaceae. The record is from RefSeq and is a predicted model, not a curated record. The transcript is spliced from 4 exons. Bases 1 to 1125 code for a protein of 374 amino acids. Gene Ontology annotation, molecular function: ubiquitin protein ligase activity; zinc ion binding.
AUGAAUCCCCGUCGCAAAAAGGACCCACCAAACCUUGCUACCUCAGCGAUGAAACCCCCUUGUUCCCCUCAAGGUGGCCGAAUGCUUGCUAAACAGGCCCGGACUUUAACAGAGUCCCCAUUUCAGGCUGCUGCUCCAAGGCGAACCAGAAAACGAAAGGUAACGGGCUCUCAGACUUUGGCCUCCACUAUAGAAACCGCCGACUUUGCCGAGCCACCAGCGAGGAAACCAGCCCCAGCUGACUUCGCUAAGAAGCUGGAAGCCGAGACGUCUCGGAUCCCUGUUUCAGUCCCCGAAAAGGAAAAGCGAUCUCGCAGAUGGCGUAACUCACCCCCUAUCAGUUACAUAGAACGUCUUCGCCGAAUCCAAAAGACAAAAAUGUUCGUCGUGGGCCAAGAGGUUGGCGGCACCAAAGAGGCCCCGAAUUUUGUUUUCGAUGUCGUUGGUUCCACCGGAAACAUCUAUAAAGUCACAAUCGACAGGGACCCCGUUUGCGACUGCCCUGAUGGUGCGAAAGGCAACCAGUGCAAACACAUCUGCUAUGGUGAGUCCUACGCUGGCAAGAUCAUGAACCUGCUGCAUCAGCUGAAGAAGCCCUUGCUACUUUAUUAUUAUGAUUUAUUUUUACUGAUAGCAUGCCAAGUUCUUCUCCAUGCUCUCAAGGCCCCUAGACAUCUCCAAUACCAACUUGCUUUCCUGUCCUCGGAACUUUGCACCAUGUAUGAGGGAUCUCCGUUAAGCCAACUCCAUGCCGCCUCUGCUCAACCCAACGAGGAUGGCUCGCGCAAGCCGGUGGAGGGAGAUUGCCCUGUUUGCUUCAUGGAAUUCAACACUGGCGAUGAAACUGUCUGGUGCAAGGCCUCGUGCGGUAACAACAUCCACAAGAAAUGCUUCGAGAAAUGGGCCGCUGCUUCGCGAUCCUCGGGAAAUGUUCGCUGUGUUUACUGCCGCGCAGACUGGGAGCAGGAUAGAACCAAUAUUGACGUCUCCUCUAUUCGAAAGUCUGGCAAUCCGAACGAGGAAGGGUAUUUCAAUGUGGCGGAGCAGUUUGGUUUGUCUGGUGAACGCGGUACGGCUCCAUCCUUGUAUUUUAACCCUGUCCUCUCCAACUUGAUAACGUUCUAG